This is a messenger RNA of Aedes aegypti (yellow fever mosquito), 481 nucleotides long. It is a transcript of the gene mRpL42, whose product is annotated as 39S ribosomal protein L42, mitochondrial. NCBI's taxonomy places the organism in Eukaryota, Metazoa, Arthropoda, Insecta, Diptera, Culicidae. Bases 48 to 437 code for a protein of 129 amino acids. The transcript has a single exon. Gene Ontology annotation, cellular component: mitochondrial large ribosomal subunit. The record is from RefSeq and is a predicted model, not a curated record.
AUUCAUAUGACAGCUUCGCCCGUCGAAAUCGAACUCUUUGUUGCAUCAUGUCGCUGUGCGGUCGUAUUUUCCGUCGCUGGAAUCAUUUUGUUACGCUAAAACAGUACGAAAAUGUCCAAGUGGCCAGAGGGAACCCCCAGAACCUAGUGCAACGCGUCAACCCUGCCUUCGGUGGUAAAGUUUUCGUGGCCUGGCACCCGGAGCCAACAUUUCCCUACGAGUGUUCGAAACCCAUCGAGAGAACCUCGGUGAAAUCCGGCCCAUCGUUGGUGCGUGACGAACUGGUCCUGUCCGGAGCCAGCCAACUGAAAGCCAAACAUCCGGAAAUGGUACGCGAGGAGCUCUCCAAAGUCACCUUUACGACAAAACAUCGCUGGUUCCCGAGAGCUCGCGACAAGAAAGCCAAGAAGACUCCAAUGGAUCGGGAAUAUCUUUAGGUGGGUUCUUCAAUAGAAUAAAUCAGAUUAAAAGCAAACAGGUA